This is a messenger RNA of Schistosoma turkestanicum, 5187 nucleotides long. The record is from the annotation of a GenBank genome assembly. NCBI's taxonomy places the organism in Eukaryota, Metazoa, Platyhelminthes, Trematoda, Strigeidida, Schistosomatidae.
UUCAAGGUUACAGAAAGCAAAUCCUUAACUUCUACUUCAUUUGUUUGGUAUUAUUGAAGUUUGGGUGCAGACGCAGUACUGACGCCUAAUAUUCCCGUUACCUAAAUAUGAAACAAACAGUCCUUCAGUACUUUUUGUACGAUGGAAUGAACACAGAAGGCCAGUUAUUUAGAAUUAAGAAAAAUGACGUGGUUCAUUUCGUUUUGGACGUAUCUUUGAUUGGUUACAAUGUCCGAUUUUUUAUUAAUUACCCUAAUACUGGAGUUCCAUUUCAACGGUUGCAAUAUCGGGAGCUUCCUUUGAAUAAUCCAACAAUUACUGGCAAUCAGUUGGAUUGUUUUGAUAAUUUUUUCGAACUAAAAAAAAUUAGUGUCUGCGGAUCUUUCCACUUUUACUUUUCGAAGGAUGGGUCUGCUCCUAGCCCUCCAACCAAAACAUGUCUGAAUGAGAGUAUAGCUGGUUCGGGAUACAUUAUCGUUGAUCCUGAUUUCACUGGUAGACAGGUUGUCUUAGGAUCUUCAGCAAAUAGCUUUGGGAAAAGUUGGGAUUUAAGCGGUGUAGUUCUUCAGUCUUAUUUAUCUAAAAACCUUGGAAUAUUUCCUGAAUGGGAAUCGAGACUUCAUACAGCCAGAAAUGGUGGUUAUAAUAUGAUUCACUUUACUCCUCUUCAAGAACUUGGGUAUUCUCGUUCUGCUUAUUCUCUUAGAGAUCAACUCGUAGUCAAUCCUAGCUUUACUCCACCUGGGGCAGCAAAGAAAGUAGACUGGACAGAUAUUGAAUGCUUUAUUAAGCAUUUGGAAAAUAAUUGGGCAGUACUUAGUAUGACUGACUUAGUCUUCAAUCAUACAUCAAAUGAUAGCCCAUGGGUUCACGAACAUCCUGAAUCUGCUUAUAAUGUUGUUAACUCGCCUCAUUUGGUUCCAGCUUAUAUCUUGGAUCACAUUGUGUGGAGUCUAACAAAAAAGGCCAGUACUGGAUCACUUGCAAGUCAAGGUAUACCGCCAAUCCUAAGCAAUCCAGAUAGUGAGCUUCCAGCUAUAGAAAUAUGGCUGACCCAGAAUAUAGAAGCAGCUAAGCUAUAUGAGUUUUUCAUGGCAGAUAUUGAUGUGGUUGUACAAGAAUUCAUUUCUUGGUUGAGAAAAGAUGCUACCAUUUCUUCACCUAUUUCUCAAAAUGACACAAACUUAUUGCUGAUAAUUGACGGGCCCAGAAAAGGAAGGCGAUUUGGGGCUACUGUUGACUUUUCAAUAGCAUAUCAUGAAAUUGUGGGUAAAAAUGACAAUGAACGUCCUCUUUCUCAAAAUGAAGCUGAAGCCGCUGGUGAAAAGUUGAGAACCAGAUUACUAUCUCUAAACUAUGACAAAGUUAAUGAAAUCAACAAUCAUCUAAAAACUGCCGUGGGCAAUGUUUUGGCAAAUGCUCGUUAUCGAUUUUAUGACCCUUAUGGACUUAAGCUUAAGGAAGUUACAUUAGAUACACCAAUUAUGUGGGCGUACUUUUAUCAUCCAGUCCCGGAUGUAGAAACUGUUGAAGAAGCUGAAGCAGUUCUGGAAACCAAAGAUGCCGCAAAAAUUAUGGCUUUUAAUGGAUGGGUGAUGAAUGAUGAUCCUUUGAGAAACUUUGCAGAACCUAGCUCUUUUGUGUACUUACGCCGUGAACUUAUAGUCUGGGGAGACUCAGUAAAGUUGCGUUAUGGCGAUAAGCCAGAAGAUAGUCCAUAUCUUUGGGAUAGAAUGACUAAAUACACGGAGUUGACGGCAAGAAUAUUUCACGCAGUACGAUUGGAUAAUUGUCAUAGUACACCUCUUCAUGUGGCUCAGUACAUGAUUGACAAAGCAAGAGCUAUACGGCCUAAUUUAUAUGUGGUUGCAGAAUUAUUUACUGGAGGCGAAUAUGUUGAUAACAUUUUCAUCAAUAAAUUAGGUCUUAGCUCUUUGAUACGAGAAUCACUAUCAGCCCGUGAUUGUCAUGAUCUAGGUCGACAAGUUCAUCGAUAUGGUGCAAUUCGACCUGCUGGAGCAUUUUUUGAACGAGGAGGUGCACGUCGUUUAUAUCCGACUAUAUCACAUGCUGUCUUUUAUGACCAAACUCAUGACAAUCCAAGCGUAUUGGAAAAGCAUUCUGUUUUCAAUUAUCUACCUUUAUCUGCAGUUGGAUCGUUUGCUUGUUGUGCAAUCGGUAGUACACGUGGUUAUGAUGAAUUAGUGCCACACUAUAUAGAUGUAGUUAAAGAGGAACGUUUCUAUGCACAAUGGCCUAAUCAAGUCAAUUAUGAUAUUGGUAUAAUUAAACCAAAAUCUAUUUUAAAUGAAUUGCAUAGUUGGUUAUCAUCUGAAGGAUUUUCUGAAACAUUUGUAGACCAAAUUACACCAAAUGUAUUAAGUGUGACACGCUUUUGUCCAGAAACUCGUGAAGCUGUUUUAUUAAUAACACAUACAGCUUUUUAUGAUCCUGGACCUAAUCCACACCAUUCAGAUUUUCAUCCUAUUCGGUUGGGUGGUCGGGUGAAUAGAUUAUUAUGUGAAAUGCUCUCGACUUUUAAAGGGGAUUAUCCACCUCAGAAAGAUUUCAAAAAGAAUCCACAGUAUAUAAAUGGUUUAAUGUGUAUGAAUUAUUCAAUUUUACAAAAUGUGCCACCUACUGAAAGUAAAACUUUUCGUGUUGAAAGUUAUCCAGAUGAACAUGGUGUUGUGGUGGAUAGUCUUAUAUUUUAUAAUUUCCCACCUGGAUCAGUCGUAAUUGUUUCAAUUAAAUUAGAUGAUAGUCAACAGCAAGCUAUCGCUGAUUUACAUAACUUCAUGUCACAACAGUUUGACUGUCGUUUGUAUGAACCUCGAACAAGUCAAGCUAUGGGUAAAGGUGAAAAUGCCUAUGUUCCUUUAAGUUUACCAUCUGGAAACAAUUCAUUGCUAAAACCGAAUUCAGUCAGAGUUCUUUUAGGAAAUAUGAAUUUAUUGGAACUAAACAAGUUACUCUUCAGAUGUUCUACUGAAGAAUUGGCAGAUGGAUGUAAUAUUAAUUCGUAUCAAAUACCUGAUUGGGGUUGGCUGGUUUAUUGUGGAUUUCAAAGCAUUUCAAACGUACUACAAGGAAUUCGUGAUCAAAAUGAUUUAGGUCAUCCAAUUUGUUCACACCUUCGUCAAGGUAAUUGGUUAGCUCAUUAUUUAACCGAACGUUUGACAAAAUUACCACGUAAUUCUGACAAACUUAUCACUGAAACGAUAAUUCAAAUGAGUGAUAUUUUAAAAAUUAUGUAUAAACCUCUCUCAAAUAUUCCAAGAUAUCUAGUACCUGCAUACUUUGAAGCACUGACAGUUACAUUAACGGAAUUUAUUAGACUAGAGGUUACAUUACGAUAUUCAACUUGGAUAAGAAGUAGUUCAUCAAUUGCUAAAAAUUUAGCUGUAGCAACUUCUCAAUUUUACGGUUUUAUUGGAAAUAGUCGCCUCCCUGGCCGUGUUGCCCAUUUUAAUAAGAAUACUCCGAAUCCAGAAGUGGAAGCGACAUUUUGCAGUUUAGCUGCAGGUUUACCACAUUUUGCUGAAGGAAUGUGGCGUUCUUGGGGAAGAGAUACAUUUAUUUCUUUACGAGGUUGUCUUCUUUUAACAGGACGUUCCGAAGAUGCUGCUAAUAUUAUUCUCAGUUAUGCUAGUUUAUUAAGACAUGGACUCAUACCGAACCUCAUAGGAGAUGGUUACACUGUUAAACCAAGAUACAACUGUCGUGAUGCUGUUUGGUAUUGGCUAUAUUCUAUUGUUGUUUACGAACAACUUAUUUCAAGUACUAAAGAAGAUGUGUCUCCUAGUAUUCUGGAUUGUCCAGUUUACAGAUGGUUUCCAGAUGAUGAUGCAGUCGGUUGGCCAGAUGAAUAUUUGACUGGUUCAAUGUGCAGUCAACGUAUACAACCCUUGCAUGAAAUAAUGCAAGAAGCUUUGCAACGACAUAUUAUUGGUAUUGACUUUAUCGAAAGGAACGCCGGGCCAACUUUAGAUGAACAUAUGAAACCGGAAGGAUUUAAGGUUCAGGCCAGCAUUGAUUUGAAUACAGGAUUUCCUCGUGGUGGUAACGCGUUUAACUGUGGCACAUGGAUGGAUAAGAUGGGCAGUUCAGCAAAGGCUGGUAAUCAGGGUAUACCUGCUACUCCUCGUGAUGGUUCCGCAGUUGAAUUAGUAGGUUUAGCGUAUGCAGUUGUGUCAUGGUUAGCGGAAUCCCACAAUCGAGGUCGAAAUCACUCUGGCUAUUAUCCUCAUGGCGGUGUUCAACUGACAUCUGGUAAAGAACUUCAAUGGGAGGAAUGGUCGAAUCUACUGAAAAGUUCUUUCGAAUCGCACUUUUGGAUCCCAGAAGGCACAAAAGACCCUAACUUAUUGUAUAAUAAAGGGAUUUAUAGGGAUUCUGUUGGUUCGUCUGGAGGAUACACAGAUAAUCAGCUGCGUCCCAAUUUCCUGAUCACCAUGGUUGUAGCUCCUGAAUUGUUUACACCUGAACGGGCGUGGAAUGCAUUAGAAAUAGCUCAACAGCGAUUAACUGGUCCACUUGGUAUGUGCACUUUGAGUCGAGAUGAUUUAGCUUAUCGAGGAUACUAUGAUAACUCAAAUGAUAGCUGUGAUUUCUCUAUAGCUCGUGGUUUUAAUUAUCAUCAAGGCCCAGAAUGGUUAUGGCCGACUGGAUACUAUCUACGCGCUCGCCUAAAAUUUGCACGUAUGCUAGGCAAGUUGGAUCCUAAAAAAUGGGGUCAUCUUACACUAGAAGUAACCACAGAAUGUCAGAAAACAUUUGCAAGACUAAAUCAGAAAAUAGAGUCAAAUCAAUGGUGUUCUCUUCCGGAACUGACAAAUGCAAAUGGUCAGCUGUGUAAGGAUAGUUGUGAAGCUCAAGCAUGGAGUGUUGGUUGUAUUUUAGAAGCUUUUUAUGAACUCGUUUUCACACAGAAACAAUGAAGUGCAUUAUAUUAUAUAACUAUAUUAACUUUCUUACUGCUCACUGUAACAUUUGUUCAGUAAUCCCUUAUUUACAAAAUGUUGUGCAAUUGUCAUCGUAGCAUGAAUGACAUGUUCUUUAUUUUCCCCUAUAUUUUAAACUUCUACAAGAUAUUAUCCAUAUUAGUUGCUUUUUGUAGUCAUUUAAUAAUUUAGUCAUUACGCAACUUCGAUAAGCAUAUAGAAUAAACAACCCUGUCCUCAAAAA